Molecule: messenger RNA, 1688 nt
Organism: Exophiala xenobiotica
Lineage: Eukaryota; Fungi; Ascomycota; Eurotiomycetes; Chaetothyriales; Herpotrichiellaceae
Exons: 2
Coding region: 173-1345 (390 amino acids)
Biological process (GO): mannosyl-inositol phosphorylceramide biosynthetic process
Molecular function (GO): mannosyltransferase activity
Source: RefSeq, a predicted model, not a curated record
CCCUUGUUCAGGGCUUAAAGGUCAAUCUCCCCCGUUCUGACCCUUCGUGUACACCUGGGGGCGCAUUCCAGAGACAUCUUCUGAAUGUUCUCGUCCCCUCCUUGCUGCGAUCGCCUUGCCCUGUAUUAGAGUCUUGCUUCUUAUCUGUCGUUUCCUGUCUACUUGCGCCUUGAUGCGCGAUCCUUCCAUUAUGGAGCCGAGCACCUCCCCUCGUAAUAUCAAUCCUUUACAUCAACACUACAGCUCGCGAAAGUCUCUACGAUGGGUCGUGUUUCUGGUCAUAGGGGCGCUGGCCGUUAUUCUCCUCAGUGGUCAGAGCUAUGCGCCUGAUACUAUACGUCGUUCCUCGAAAGCGAAGGCCAGAUACCUUAGUCCAGCCAAACUAAUGGAGAGGCCUAUAUCGAAAGAUCUCCAAACGAUACCCAAAUUAAUCCACCAAAGCUGGUCCUCGACCGAGCUACCGGCCAAAUUCCAGCGAUGGAGUGCGACGUGCAGACAACAACAUCCAGACUGGGAGUGGGUGCUAUGGACGGAUGAUGACAAUGAAGAGUUGGUUAAGAAACAUUUCCCUUGGUUGUUGAGCACAUAUCAAGCUCUGCCUGGUGUGAUCUACAAGGCAGAUCUGGUGCGCAACUUGUACAUGUAUAUGUUCGGAGGUGUCUACGGAGAUCUUGACGUCGAAUGCCUCCGACCGGCUGAUGAACUAUUCCAAAUUUACAAUGUGUCGACUGUUUCUCACGCCAGACCCAGACCUCAAUCCACGCACAAUCUGCAGAAGAAUGGUCGCAAGGCCUUCUUUGGGAGGAUGGGCCUUGACAAUGGCGAACCGAACUCGAUUCCGAACGCAUGGAUGGCAUCAACUCCUGGUCAUCCAUUCUUCCUCCUGGUCCUCGAACACGUCAUGAAGAGCAUGCGGGAAGGGUCAGGCGAAGACAAGUCACCCGAGGAGGUUACUGGGCCGGCCGUGCUCUUCGACAGAAUCAACGAGUAUCUUGGGGAGGAAGGCAAAUAUGAAGGAGAGAGGCUCGACAAGUAUGUCUCCAAGAAUCCGACCGCGAAGCAAUUCACGCCACGGAAGGGUCUGGGCCAUUCGAUUGAGGUUCUGCCCUUCCAAUAUAUCUAUCCCUACUCGUGGCAGCGAGAUGGUGAGGCUUUCCGUGACGUCUGCUGGGCGACCAAGGAGACUUUCAGCGCCGAGAGGUGCAAACUGCUUUUGGCGACGGAUCACUGGCCUAGCUAUGCAAUAACAUACUGGAGUCACACCUGGGCCGGAGAAGGUCAUGAUCAAGGCAAUGUGGACCAUUUGGACAUCGAUGAAGAAAAGAAACACGAGAAAAAGGAGUGACGACGCCUUCAUUCGCCAGGCUAUCGUUGAAAGCCACACGAAUCUACGAAUGAUAUUGACAGAGGGAUAAGAAGCAAGGUACCACUGGCGGCCGCCAUGCUGUAGUGAAUGUGGAGGAUUUGAAUUUUGGAUUAGAUAUUGAGCGUCAGGCGUUGGUGGAAACAUCAAAAAAGCGGCACAGAUCUGGCUAAACUGUACGGAGUACGAUGAUACAGAAUGGAUCAUGUUCAAGGCCGGUAUUAUAAGUAUGGGUGCUGGGUCAAGAUACAGCUGUAAUGAAGUUAUAACAGCUCUUAUUGUUUCACCGUCACGGCUGUUUUUCCUGCUAGGCAUCAAUCUCAAA